This is a messenger RNA of Closterium sp. Naga37s-1, 741 nucleotides long. NCBI's taxonomy places the organism in Eukaryota, Viridiplantae, Streptophyta, Zygnematophyceae, Desmidiales, Closteriaceae. The record is from the annotation of a GenBank genome assembly.
AUGCGUUUUACGCCUGCGACAUCGCCGUGCAACUUAGGCGCGCAGUUCGCCGCGACGGCGCACGCAGCACGCGCCUUUCGUAUCGGGCGGACGAGUUCGGCACACACAAAUCGCGCCGAAUACGUAGUUCUCACAUUUCGUCUCUGCUGUCCAUUCGGCAGUUUCUCGGUUGCUCGCCUUUGCAACCAGCACCGCUCUCUCCCUUGCUCCGCGCUCAGACCUACAUGCGCUCUAUCCACCCCCUGGACGCUCUCCCUCAGCGAAUCGCCUCCCUUCCCACCAUCGCGGCGCCUCUCCCCUUGCCCCCGCAGUGACUCGCUUCUCCCUUCGGCAUCGCAACGCCCUUCCCCUCGGCGUCGCGCUGUUGAGGUAUUGCAGCUUCUCAAGGCCAUGCGCGGCGAGCUGCUGCCGGGCGCGCACGUGCUGGGCUUCCUGCGGCGCGUGUGCAAGCUGCUCUUUCUGCGCGUCCGCCCGCUCAUCGUCUUAGACUGCGCCACGCCCGCGCUCAAGCACCGCACCGUCCUUGCGCGCCUUCGCCAGCGGGAGAACGCGCAGAUCUACCUGCGCUGGACAGCGGAGAAGCUGCUGCUCAACCAGGUGCGCGUGGCCAGGGGGGAGAAGGGGGUCGCAGAUGACGGCCAGUUCUCUCCGCCCCCUUCUCCUGUGUUCCGCACCUGUUUUUAUCCACCCUCCGUGUCAUAUAUCCCCUCUCUGUCCCCUGUCCUCUCCUCUCAUUCCUAA